Molecule: messenger RNA, 2352 nt
Organism: Polyodon spathula (Mississippi paddlefish)
Lineage: Eukaryota; Metazoa; Chordata; Actinopteri; Acipenseriformes; Polyodontidae
Product: serine/threonine-protein kinase 17A-like
Exons: 7
Coding region: 88-1146 (352 amino acids)
Biological process (GO): intracellular signal transduction; protein phosphorylation; positive regulation of apoptotic process
Cellular component (GO): nucleus
Molecular function (GO): protein serine/threonine kinase activity; ATP binding
Source: RefSeq, a predicted model, not a curated record
GUGUACUUCUGCCUGUUACACUGAACUAACCAGACGCGCACAGAGCUGUGUAUUUAGAUUUGCUUGUAAACACCAGGGUGUGCGGUGAUGAAUCGAAGUGGAAUGAUAUCGAGAAUCCAAACGCGAAUACGAACAGACCCCUUCAAAAACAACUACGAUUUAGUUGGCAAGGAAUUAGGAAGGGGGAAGUUUGCCGUUGUGCGGAAAUGUGUGGAAAAGAAGACAGGGAAUGAGCAUGCGGCCAAGUUCUUACGGAAACGGCGAAAGGGCGAGGACUGCCGAAUGGACAUCAUCAAUGAGAUCGCCAUCCUGGAAAUGGCAAAGUCCAACCCGUAUGUGGUAACCCUGCACGAAGUCUACGAGACCACUUCUGAGAUCAUACUGGUCCUGGAAUACGCCGCUGGUGGCGAGAUCUUCAAUCAGUGUGUGGCAGACAACGACGAGGCUUUCACAGAGAACGACGUGAUCCGAUUGGUCAGGCAGAUCCUGCUCGGCGUGGCCUUCCUGCAUCGCAGUAACGUGGUCCACCUCGAUCUCAAGCCUCAGAACCUCCUUCUGACCAGCGUCCGGCCCCUGGGGGACAUCAGGAUUGUGGACUUUGGCCUGUCCAGGAGGGUGGACAAUGUGACAGAGGUCCGGGAGAUCUUGGGCACGCCUGAAUACGUAGCUCCAGAAAUCUUAAACUAUGAACCAAUUCGUAUAGCAACGGACAUGUGGAGUAUUGGUGUGUUGGCGUAUGUCAUGCUGACGGGUGACUCUCCCUUCCUGGGGGACGACAAACAGGAAACCUUCCUCAACAUUUCCCAGGUGAACGUCGACUACUCCCAGGAUGUGUUCGAGGGCGUGUCCGACCUGGCCGUGGACUUCAUCAAAUCUCUGCUCAUCAAGAACCCCAGGAAGAGGGCUGCAGCUGAAGACUGCCUGAAGCACCCUUGGCUAUGCCCCCACCCCACUGUCCUGGAGGCCCUGUCCGAGACGGAGCCCAGGCAGUCACAGUCGGAGCCCGAGAGCCCUGAUUCAGCCGAGGAGCUGGUCCUGCAGGCCUCCUACACCAUCUGCACCACCCAGAGUGACCUGCAGGUCUUCCGCAAGACCUUCAAAUUCAAGGAGUCCUUACCGGAGGUCCAGCAAGAACUGGUGUGCUGAUGUUUUAGCAGUCGAGUAAAGAAAGACAAUGUAAAUAAGAGUUGGCUGAUGAGCUUCUCUGGCUUACAAAGUGCUCUGGAUAAGUAAGGUCUGCUGAGGUUGGACUUGGGUUCUGUGGUCCAGUUUGCGGACAUAGUCUUGCGUUUUGAAGUUCUGGGGGUUUUGAUGGUUUUCAGCUAACCGGGACACCAGGAUUUGGGUUGGACUUGGAAAAAGCAAAUGUUUUGUUUUUUUUCUUAAACUAAACCUUUCUGGUUGCCACAGGAAUCUUCCUGGUUUUUUAUGGGAAUUGUUCCUGCUUGCUGGAGCUUCAGUAAGGCAAAGGUAACAGGUCUUGGGACUGUGUGCCACAGUAAUAGAUCCAGAUAGAAACAACCCACAUUAAUGAAGUGGAAGAAAUGCCUGAAGCUGGCUUGUUUGUCUCUGUUGAAUCUGAACUGCCUGAACACGCUGUUCCUGUUUUGAUGGCUCCCUUGAAACCUUUUUUUCCCACGCUGUUCUCUUCGUGAUUUGAAAGUGUCGCUUCCAGAAAGAGAAAUGAAAAAAGUUCAAGUUGAAUCUGUAUAGAAGAGUUAGGAGGGUGAAGGUUAUCACUGGGAUGUUGUGAGGGGUAGCUAACUUGUCAUGUCGAACUGUCAGAUUUUUAGACUGAACAGAGACGUUCCCAAGCAUUUCUGUGGGAAAUCUGAUGUUGAGAUUAAAGAUGUGAGAUCUGCUUUAACGUUUAGACUGGUUCUACUUUUUUAAAGAAACAUAUUAAUCACUUUGAUUUCAAUGGUUAUGCACUUUUUUUUUUUUUUUUUUUUACUAUAAACAGCCACAUUUGUUUGAAAGGUUGAGUGUUUGCUUGUCCUCAAAUGCAGUUCUGCAUAUUCACAUUGCAUGUGCUUUUAAAUAGUACAGACAUCAGUUCAUCAGCAUUAUUUCUCUUGUAGCAUUUCUAGAACACCGCACACUGUUCCAGGCACAGAUGAUUCUAGAAUUUCUAGAGAUGCCAACCAAGUAAUUGCACAGUAUCUAGUGGGACAUUUUACAUUUGUUUUUUAUUUUUCAUUGUGACAAUUUAAAGAUUUUGGUUUAACUAUAUCACCAAGUGGCCAGUGUUGUAUUUUAGUGCCUGUCCUUUUACGCAGUUCUUCAAAUAACAAUUGUGGAAAAAGAGUAAAACUGCACUCCAGUUAAAAAAACAAAAAACAAAAAACAAAA